AUGAGUUUCACAUUACUGAAGACACUUAUUCCUCAGCUGAUCCAGGAUUCUGUUCUCCUUUUGCUUUGUACAGCAAAACCUGGGAGAGUUGUUGGAUCUGUCAUACCAUAUGAGAAUGGGAAAAAUGUUAAAGAUGGGUACAAUGCAAAGAUCUUAUACAGAAAUGCAGUCCUUCCUCCACAGAAUGUCUCCCCACAUUGUUUCCUGAGGACUAGCACCACAAAUCAAGAGAAAUCUGGAAUACAGGCGGGUAGGGAUCCACAAGCCAAACUGCAGCCUAGCAUGGCUGCAAAACCACCCCCUGGGAUGGUUAUUGACAUCAACAGCAACCCCUAUUACCAACCGCGAGCCAAGGCUGAGCAGUUAAAUGAUAGAUUACCCAUUGAUACAAAACUUAUGCAGGCACAAUCCCAGUUUGGUGCAGUUGGUGCUGCAGUUGUGGCAGUCGCUGCCCACAGGAAUCUGGGGACCGUUCAGUAUGGCUUGUCGUAACUAGGAUUGGUUCCA
Molecule: messenger RNA, 507 nt
Organism: Theobroma cacao (cacao)
Lineage: Eukaryota; Viridiplantae; Streptophyta; Magnoliopsida; Malvales; Malvaceae
Source: RefSeq, a predicted model, not a curated record